AUGACGUUGUAUCCUGUUUGCAACCCGGAUCUAAACGGCUUUACAGCUGAUUUAGCUUCCUAGAGCGGAGGUUUACUGGUUAAACCUGCUCCUGGGAGCUACGUCAGCGGUUGCUGGAACCUGGAGCGGCUAACUUGGCUUCAAUGAUUGGAAAUGAUACGCCCGGUUAUAUCUCCCGCACAUGCGAGUGCAAAACGAUUUCUGUUUGAGAGUUCUCCAGCUCACCGCAACGGGCUCGAUUUCGAUCCGAAGCUCAAUACGGUCUUUGAUUCUGUCGACGGCUCCUUCGCAGUGUUAUCUCGGAUAGCCCGCAAAGAUGAAGCUGGUUCUUUUGUUGUCUGCAGCUUACAUUGCAGUAGGCUUCGUUAUUCCUGGCCAGAGUUCUCUCGACCCUUUUAUAGGAUAUAGUGCCAGCAUCCCUAGCCCAGUUUCGGACGAUAGCGGAGCCGAGGGGGGAAUAGCAUUCUCUACAUCUUACACCGAGGAAAUAUUUAAUAACAUCGAAAUUGCCUCUACGUUGGCACUUUACCAGCCGCAAUCGGGCCGUCUGUCAAAGCCAGAGAAGAAUGCUGUCGAUGAGUUUAGUCAUGACUACUUAGAUGCUAACAGUCCCAACUUCUGUGGCCACCAUGGAGACCCUGAGAAAACAACAUACCAAUUGAUAAAUUCAACGAAAAGAACUAAGCUUUUUGCAAAGUUGGUCUCCCAGUUUGAUGAUAUUGUUGACCUCCUUAAUUCCACAAAGGAAAAUCACACAGUGCUUGUUCCAAGGGAUAAGGCCUUGCAGAAGGCUAUGAAUCACCACCCGCCGAAAGAAUAUGUGAAGAAGUUUGUUCAAUAUCACAUCUUAAAGGAACCGAAGACAGCAAGAGAGAUAUUCCACUCUCGGACGAUCCGAACUCUGCUAGAACAAAGUGAAUUGGGAGAUCAUGACCAGCGAAUCAGCACCCAAUUUGGUUGUGCCAAGAACGGUUUAGUACAAAUCCUCGACCAUAUCCUCCUCCCACCAUUCCAAUCGUCUGAUACAUUGAGUCUCGUUCCUUCGGUGUUCAGCGCUUUGGACUUUGGACUAUGGAAAACUGGUCUCUAUGAGAAGUUAAAUGAUACCUCAAGCCACACGGGCGGCACGUUCUUUGCGCCAACCAACAUUGCAUUUCGCAAGCUUGGUCCCAGAGUCAACGCAUUUCUUUUCAGCCGCUGGGGGGAGAAACACCUAAAGGCAUUGCUUGAGUAUCACAUCGUUUUCGGGCAUACGCUAUAUUCAGAUGCUUAUCAUCAGCCAAAGAAGGACGAAGAUAGUAAAACUAUCCAUGUUGAUUUGCCAACCCUCCUGGAAAACCAUCGCUUGAGCAUCGAUAUCGCACGCUUCUAUCGCUUUGCAACCAUGAAAAUUAAUGGCUUUAUCUCGGUUGCUAGUUCGGACAUCAUUGCAAGGGAUGGUGUAAUUCAUGUCCUGAACGACGUUUUGAUCCCACCAAAACAUCCCAAUCAUGACCGGUAUCCUUACAUUCCACGUCCUGGGGAAGAUGAUGAUUCUCCUGUACCUACUGUCGAGGAUAUUAUUGAAAGAUUUAACCCUUACAUCAGAGAAGAUUAAUUUGUUAUUUGCCGGGCAUAUUUCGGGACAUUUGGAAGGCGUUAAACUCGCGCAUUUGGUUUUUGCCAGGGUGAGAAAUAAUGCUAAUAGGGUGGAUUGCAUUUUGUAAACAAUAUGGAUAUAUAUCACAACCCAAUAUGGCUGAUAGUUGAACAGAAACCAGCGAUAUACUGUGACCU
Messenger RNA from Coccidioides immitis RS, 1776 nucleotides. Its product is annotated as fasciclin domain-containing protein. The record is from RefSeq and is a predicted model, not a curated record. The transcript is spliced from 3 exons. Bases 317 to 1597 code for a protein of 426 amino acids. Gene Ontology annotation, biological process: macroautophagy. NCBI's taxonomy places the organism in Eukaryota, Fungi, Ascomycota, Eurotiomycetes, Onygenales, Onygenaceae. Gene Ontology annotation, cellular component: fungal-type vacuole membrane.